AAGUUUGUUGCAGAUGCCAACUGACGUUUAUGGUGUCAAAAAAAAUUAUGUUUAGUGUUUUGUGAGAAUUUUGUAAAUAAAAAUAAAGCAAAUUGAAAGGAUUUCUAAAUUUCUGUGUAAAAGAAAAGAGCCCAAAGAUGCGAGACGAUCCCAUUCAGAAUCUGAAGAUUGUGCAGCUGGUGGAGAAAUAUCCGCAUCUGUACGACAGCACACUCAAGGAGUAUGAUCAGAAAACGGAGGUUGAGAGAGCUUGGGCAGAGAUUGGUCAGGAACUCAAUAUGCCAGGAUCAAUCGUAAGGGAUCGAUGGCGGGUAAUCCGUGGCAGCUAUGUUCGAUACCUUCGUCAGCAGAAUGCCCGGAAUGAUGGGGAGACACCCAAGAAGCCCUACUACUUGUCCAACUACAUGAAAUUCGUAGAUCCCUUCCUGAAGCCACGGGAGGCGUAUUCGAUGCUCCUCAGUGGUGAACGGAAACGUCCACGUCGACCCAGGCAGAUAAAAUCCCCACGAGAGCAAUCCGCGUGCAUGUUGGCAGUGAAGAAGCAUCGCUCCAGUUCAGAAUCAUCCGUGUGUCCCAAGGACGAAAUACACGACCUCGUGGAUGAUGCAGAUAAUAAUAUUUCAAUAAUUGAACAGUACUACGAUGAGGAUCAGGAUACAGCUGAAGUGAUGGAGGACAAGGGAGCCGAGGGCAGGGAUGAGAUUCUCUAUGACAUCAGUCAAUCCCCGUCGUCGUGCCAUCGCUACACUGUCAUCCGAUCGGAUCCAAAACCAGAGGAGACCUCCACCAAAAAUGCAGAAAACACCGAGAUUCAGUGGCAAAAGGUUGACACGGAGGAGGAUACGCCGGAUUUGCACUUCUUCAAGAGUCUCCUCCCGGAAAUGGCCAGCCUAACACCCGCAAUGAAGAAUAGAUUCAAAAUUGACGUUCUCAAUUCGCUCAAUAAUCUCCUUUAUGGGGAAUAAAGGACUCCGACGUCCUGCUUGAUGCAUUUCAGCACACACCAAGAAAUUCUAUUUGGCAAUCAUCUUCCCUAUCAAGAAGAUCCCCUCGCUGGAAUACCCGCAAGUCCCACAUCCACACACACACUUUAAUAAAUUAAUAUUAAAUCACAAAUUCCCAAGGAAAGGAUCUCCUUCUACCCCCCAAAACUGAAGGAUAGUUUUUAGAGCAAUUUAAUCGUUUAAUUGUAAUAAAAUAAAUUUUUAGAAGACUUCUCAAUAAAUUUCUGUGAAUAAAAA
Molecule: messenger RNA, 1241 nt
Organism: Lutzomyia longipalpis
Lineage: Eukaryota; Metazoa; Arthropoda; Insecta; Diptera; Psychodidae
Exons: 2
Coding region: 138-965 (275 amino acids)
Biological process (GO): regulation of transcription by RNA polymerase II
Cellular component (GO): transcription regulator complex; nucleus
Molecular function (GO): DNA binding
Source: RefSeq, a predicted model, not a curated record